CUUCCCGUUUGAUACAAACAUGAAUUUCCAAAAUCUUACACUUCGGUUGGGCCGCCAUCUGUUUUCGCCAUCUUUGGUUGGGAUUCCAUCUCCGGUGAUGUAAAGGAUCCUGAACGUUUCAUUCCUACACUGGUAGAUGCAGCAGCUUCCUCGAAGUGUUCAUUUGUACUUUCCCCCGUUUCAUUCCUUCUGAUUGCUUGCGUAUUGGUACCAUGCAAAUUUGGUUCCGUUUCUUUCUCCCCUCCUUCCUUUGUCUUGGUCAGAGGUUCGGCGUCGUCUACUUCAGAAAACGUAAAAGCAGCGACCGAAUUUAUCGGAGUGGAUUCUCCCCCCGUUCGAAUUCCUUCUUUGGUGUCUACCAACCCGAGUGCCUUUGCAGCCAAUGUGUAGUAUUUGCGAAGGACAGAACUUAGCGAGGAUGCCCCCUUCAUACUUUUCAGCUUGGCUUUUGAAGUGGCUGGUAAAUUUGGACAAGAAUCUAGGUGCAAACGAUGGAAUUCUUUCACGGAUUCAUAAAUCCCGCUAAUUGAAUAUGGAUAGGCAAUAGCAUGGCCGACAGCAUCAUUUCCCUGUGAUAUCGCACAGUGAAUGCACCGAAUACCGACCUGUCCCACACUUAUGGGGUAUUUGCGGUCUGCCUUAGCAGCAGCCACGUCAGCUUCGGUUGCGCAAAAGACUUCGAGUUGCUUUCGAACAUAAGAAUCAAUAUCCGAUAGCCAUUCCUUAUCUUCAGGUAUUGCAACAAGGAUUCUAGAUGAUGGAGACAGGGGCCCCGAUUUAUUCAACGUAGACUCCGCAAGUGCCUUUGCUGCUUCUUUUGCCGAUCUUUGUAUGACAAGAAUCGUUUCAUCGCUUGUUACCGUAAUACUUCCAGAAUGGGAGAGAUCUUCGAUACUCUUCUCUGGACUCGUUUUUAUGGUGGGAACUGGUGGCUUACUUUCUGAGCCGGCAUGAGCUCGUGCUGUUGAUUCGACUACUACGUCAUCAUCCUGGGGGUCACCUUCGUGCAAACGCCUCCACAUUCUCCGGAAAAAGAUUUUUUGAGAUCCACGAGGAAGUUUUGACAUCUGGUCUGGAUGACCUUUUUUCAAUCGCAUAAGUGCAUCUUUAUUUGCUUGAGGACAUCGUCGGCAUUUCAAAACGUGGCCUGGAAUUUCAGCAAAGCUGUUGGCGAGUCGAUCUACGUUACUCCAAAAGAAUUUACGAGACAUGGGCAAGUCGGCACAGUGUAUACAUUGCAGACCACCAUAGCCAACCUUAAUUUUCUCUCUCUUUCCUCCUCUUGUCUUCCUAUCGUUCUCAGUAAACCGGACCAAACGGAGUUGUUUCAUUAGCCAAAAGAAGUAGUCUGUCAAAAGUAAGUGAUCUUCGUCCAAGACCAAUUUUGGGAUCUCAGCACUGGCCGGAUCGCGAGCGUAAUAAUCGGCGUCAUAGCUUGCUAGAAAUGACAUCGCGUCUUUCAUCGAGUCCGCCGUAUUAUCGCCACUGCCAAGUGCAUAGGAAGGCCCCAUAGCACCUGCUGCUUGCAUAGAUGGCAUGAUUGGAGCUCCUCCCCGUUCGGAAUAGCCACCUCUGUUAUCACCCUGUCCCAUUGGUAGAAAUCUACCACCACUACGACCGCCUAGGCUAUUGUCUAAAGAAUGAGGCUGAACAAGACCUGGUGGCAAAUAUCCGUAUCGGUAGUUGCUGGGGUCCUGGUGCGGUGGUAGUAGCCCCACUGGAGGGUAUUGCAUGUGACCACCCAUGCCCCCAAGAGCAGUCGUCGCUUCCCAGGAAACAGGAGGAUAUGAUAUUUGGCCCUGCAUGCCUAGUUGCAUUGACGGAGGAUUUGCAUAUGAAGGUAGAACGCCAAAUGGUGACUGUUCCGAUGGUAACAAGCCCCGUCCAGGUGGCAUGGACGAUAUGCUUUGCUGUCGGUAGGCCCGACAUAAGCUCAAGUGUUGGUCGACGAAGCUAUUUGGUGGAUGCACUCCAGAAGGUGACGACCAUAUCGAUUUCGGGUCGCGUAAGUGAUGAGGUAUAUAGCUACAGUACCUGCAAUGCCAUGUUCUAUCAUUUUCUUGGUAAAAAGGAAAAUUGGCAGGAGGUGUAUCAGAUUGAGAUCGUUGUCGUGUUCCAUGCCCACCAGUACCGACCCCCAGAGGCCUGGUUUGCAUGGUUGUAAGAUAUUGUUGCUGCUGCUGCGACGGAGGAACGAAAGAUUCGCCGUGUGGUGUGGCGGAAGAUCCAAUAAAUUCUAUCCCCAAUUUAUUGUUUCCUCUCUUCGAAAUUCCCACUUCUCGACAAAACUGGACACAGUAAUCAACUAAAAGUUUUUUACUGGAUUGGUCGUCAUUUUCGUUGUUGCCCCUUGCCGAAGCCGCUACGCCCAGUUCUCGCUGCGCGUCGGGAUUGGUCAUCUCGCAGGAUAUCAAGUGACGAUCUGAGAUACUUCUUGCGCAUUCCCCUAUGGUCUCAAGAUCGAUUGGGAAUAAGAUAGCUCCCGAUAUCGUGCUGCGAGAACUCCCGCUACUAUUGUUGCUCCCAGAACCGCAAUUUCGACAUCGAAUACCGACUUGGUUCKGUUCAAUACGAUUUGUAUCGCCACUGGUGCGUUCAUACUCGGCAAUGACUUCUGGCGUUGCUUCAAAGAGCUCGAUAUUUUGAAUCAGUGUUACAUCCGGCCUGUUGAGCCUUUCCCCUGGAUCAGUAGGGGAAUCGAAAAGCGAAAUACAACGCGGUCUUGAAGUUGUCUGAGUCGAAGCUAAGAUUCCUUCCCCUGACUUCUGGGAAUAAGCUGCUUCCAUGCCAGGAACGGCUGGUGCCUGUGAUAUCCUUCUACCAUACUCCCCGUAAUGUGCACUUCGUGCGUAUGGAUAGGUUUCUGCCCCUUGCGUGGUUGACGAUACUAAAGGCCCCAUUCCCGUAGUAAAUCCGUGACGAUGUUGUUGUUGCUGCUGUUGCUGCUGCUGCUGCUGUUGUUGUUGUUGUUGUUGCAGAUAAUAGCUGGGAUAUUGUUGUGGCAAACCCUGUUGUGGUUGAGCAUUAAGAUACCCUAUAGGACGCGUUCGAGCCGCCGCCUGAAGUGCUUGUGGGCACUGGGUUUGUUCGUGCUCGAUCGCUUCCUCAAGAGUAUCAUGCUGCAAGCCACAGUAAUCACAGGCAAAGAAGCCUCUGGACUGAGAUGGCAUUGGAAGUUCCAAUCAGUGAAUAAACAAUUAACAAUAGU
Pseudo-nitzschia multistriata is the source of this 3208-nucleotide messenger RNA. The record is from the annotation of a GenBank genome assembly. NCBI's taxonomy places the organism in Eukaryota, Bacillariophyta, Bacillariophyceae, Bacillariales, Bacillariaceae.